Messenger RNA from Teleopsis dalmanni, 2091 nucleotides. Its product is annotated as rhophilin-2-like. The transcript is spliced from 10 exons. NCBI's taxonomy places the organism in Eukaryota, Metazoa, Arthropoda, Insecta, Diptera, Diopsidae. The coding region runs from base 1 to 2091 and encodes 696 amino acids. Gene Ontology annotation, molecular function: zinc ion binding; metallocarboxypeptidase activity; nucleic acid binding. Gene Ontology annotation, biological process: DNA integration; negative regulation of stress fiber assembly; proteolysis. The record is from RefSeq and is a predicted model, not a curated record.
AUGCUCGGUUAUUCCUAUGAACAUCGCCCAAUAACAGCCAUUGAAAUAAAUUGGUAUGAUCCCAGAAACUGUAAAAUGUCUUUAAAUCAGCCUAAACCAAUAACCACUGAAGAUUCAGGUAAUAUGAAGAAUCGUGAUAUUAUCUUUAUUGAAGGAGGGACACAUGCACGUGAAUGGAUAACGAUAUCGGUUGCUUUAAAUUGCAUUUAUCAAUUAACCGAACGGAAUACAACACAACGUGAUGUACUACGGAAAUUACGGUUCUUCAUAAUUCCAGUGGUCAAUCCUGAUGGUUAUGAAUAUUCCAGAACUAAGUUUUAUGGAUGGGUAGCACAUUACGGCGUUCCUCUCAUUAUCACCACAGAUUUAGGACGUCAGUUUGAAUCAACGAUCUUCCGAGAGUUGUCCAGAUUAUUGGGUAUCAAGCACAUUCACACGACAGCAUAUCACCCCCAAGCGAAUGGGAUGGUUGAACGUAUGCAUAGGACGUUGAAAGCUGCUUUGCGUUGCCAUAGUUCUAAUGACUGGACGCGCACUCUCCCAUUAAUUCUGCUAGGGUUGCGGACUACCCCAAAGGAAGAUCUAGGCGUCAGUUCCGCUGAAAUGUUUCAUGACGGUGUAAUGCCUAUGAUACCACUUGGUUUAAAAGAAACGAAAGAAAUUAGUUUUAUGGAUCCAUUUUCGGAUUUUAUUUUGGAACACUAUAGUGAAGAGCCUUCUAUAUACAUGGAUGCUAUUGCUGAUAUAACAGAUACAAGACAGGCUUCCAAAACGCCUUCACGUGAUGCACAAGGUGUUGCCUUACUCUUCCGGUAUUACAAUCUAUUGUAUUACGUCGAAAGAAGAUUCUUUCCGCCUGAUCGAAAUUUGGGAGUAUACUUCGAGUGGUAUGAUUCACUAACAGGUGUUCCCUCCUGUCAACGCACCAUUGCAUUCGAAAAGGCAUGCACACUUUUCAAUUUGGGUGCAAUUUACACACAAAUCGGUGCAAGACAUGAUCGCACAACUGAAAAGGGACUCGAUGCAGCUGUGGAUAGUUUCCUACGUGCUGCUGGUAUUUUUCGGCAUAUUUACGAUACUUUCACAAAUGCACCAUCCAUGGACUUGAAGCCACAGGUACUCGACGUAUUGGUUUCAUUGAUGUUGUCACAAGCACGUGAAUGCCUAUUUGAAAAAUUGCAGCUACAAAUUGAAGCUUUGGGCUUAACGGAAUCGAGUCAUCUUUUCAAAGAUUUAGCUGGCGAAGCAGCACAACUAACAUUGGAAUACAAUGAAAUGCACAAAAAUAUACAAACAAAUGAUACACACACAUAUUUGCCGGAAUGCUGGGCUGGUCUAGUACCGCUUAAAGCUGAAUUCUACAAAGCAUUGUCUCAUCAUUACGAAGCUCGUAGUAUUGAUGCAGCUGCAGACAAAACAUCUUUGAGCACAAAAAAGAGUCAAGCUCCCUCAUCGAAUGAAUCUUUUAUUGGCAAUGCGCGGGAGGCAUUGCGCGCAGCGGCUGCCAUUGAUGAAAGUGAGGAGGAUUGUGCUAGUGCCGCAGCUAUGAAACGCACCCAUCUUAAAGAAUCUUUGGCUAGUCAUGAAGAAGCGCAACGCUUGCAGCGCAUGUGUCGGUAUUUGAAGAACAAAACCUCUCUAAUACAAGUCAUAAAGGAAGCAUUUUAUAAGACGCAAGAUGAAUAUGAAAAAUUUAUGGAAGAAAUACCUGAAAGAGAAAUUGAAGAGGAUUUCGAUGUUCUUGACGUGGCAGUUGAAGCUUGCUCAAAAUUCACACUUUCACUUACGGGUCCAGAUUUUACUUCACAUAAAGUAGAAGAUCCAUUCAAACGCCUUGGUCCAAUAGCCAUAUUUUCUGCACGUCGUUACUGGACAGCGCCACGUUGUGUACGCUUACAAAAAGGCUCUAGUUUAUAUCACGAAAGUACAAUAUAUCAGUGUCACUGUCCGACACCGCAUGACGAACAUAAAGAGGAUUGCGCACACUAUAAAGAUGAAAUUGAUAGCUUCGGUUUUCAUGUACGUGGCGAUGCACCAGUAAUAAUAGCACACGUGGAAAUAAACUCUUUAGCGGAUCACAAGUUGGUAUAA